Pelobates cultripes (western spadefoot toad) is the source of this 450-nucleotide messenger RNA. Lineage: Eukaryota; Metazoa; Chordata; Amphibia; Anura; Pelobatidae. The record is from the annotation of a GenBank genome assembly.
AUGAAUGACAGCAGUGAGGGGAUCACAUUCUCAGUGCCCCCUCCACCCACCCAAGGGGUCUAUGUGGAUGACGACAAAAUUGGGCACAGGCAUCAAGGUGGAGUAUCAACCUCUGGAGGGGGCAGUAGGCUUCCUGCAGCUGGCAGUUUCUGGAGUGAGGACUAUAUACACGGUGCUGUGGGAGGAGCUGCUGCUCGAUGUGCCAAGGGCUUUCAUCAGGCUGCCACCAGUGUUGGCAAUACCCGAACCAUUACUGUAGUUUAUGUCAUCAAUGAAGGCAGCCAUGGACUGCAACAAAGUGAGCAUGCUGCUCUACACAGCCUGCAGGAGGCGUGCGAGAGCCAAGGGGUGGCUCUGGAGACCCUGCAGUUCGGCAAGCUGGACUUUGGGGAGACUACCGUGCUGGACCGCUUCUACAAUGCAGGUGAGACUACACAGGAUGGCUAUUAG